This is a messenger RNA of Larimichthys crocea (large yellow croaker), 1067 nucleotides long. RefSeq names its product FSHD region gene 1 (gene frg1). Gene Ontology annotation, cellular component: striated muscle dense body; nucleolus; catalytic step 2 spliceosome. Gene Ontology annotation, molecular function: actin filament binding. Bases 107 to 874 code for a protein of 255 amino acids. The transcript is spliced from 9 exons. The record is from RefSeq and is a predicted model, not a curated record. Lineage: Eukaryota; Metazoa; Chordata; Actinopteri; Sciaenidae.
CAUGCCUGGUUUAAUGAGAUUUGGACCUCCGCGGCCGCCGUACUUGUAGUCCCUGAAAUAGUGUAACUGGAUUGCGGCGUAUCUGUGCUAACUACUCGGUGAAGCAAUGGCUGAAUAUUCUCACGUAAAAUCAACCAAACUGGUUUUAAAAGGUCUUAACAAAGGGAAAAAGAGGAAGCAUAAAGACAAGAAAAGAAAAGCAGCAGAUGAAGAAGAAAAACCUGAUGUUGUUGGUGGUUGGUGGGCUGUCAGCAACUUUGGAGAAAUCACUGGAACGGUUGCCAUAGAGAUGCAGAACAACUCAUACAUUCAUGCCCUGGAUAGUGGGCUCUUCACAGUUGGCGCACCACACAAAGAUGAUGAAGGACCUGACCCUCCAGAACAGUUUACUGCCAUCAAGCUGGCAGACACAAGGAUAGCCUUGAAGUCUGGAUAUGGCAAGUACCUCGGUAUCAACUCUGAGGGCUUGGUGGUGGGGCGCUCUGAUGCCAUUGGCGCCAGGGAACAGUGGGAGGCAGUUUUCCAAGAUGGCAAAAUGGCACUCCUGGCAGCAAAUAGCUGUUUCAUCUCCUACAGUGACAGUGGGGACAUCGUGGCCAAGAGCAAGACAGCAGGGGAUGACGAGAUGGUGAAGAUCAGGUCGAAUACGGAGCGAGAGGCCAAGCGAAAAGACGACAUUGCAGAAGAGGACAGGGGCAACGUGAAGUCCUGUGAGGUCAAUUAUGUGAAGAAGUUUCAGAGUUUUCAAGAUCGGCGGCUCAGGGUUAAUGAGGAAGACAGCACUAUGCUGAAGAGAGCCAGAACAGAUGGGAAGUUCCACGAAACUUUGCUUGACAGGAGAAGCAAAAUGAAAGCAGACAGGUACUGCAAGUGAAGACUAAACUUUAUCGAUUACUGCCAUGUCUUUGUAAAUGUCCUGAUUUUAUAGAUUUGGUGAUUUGAUCUGACAUUUAAAGUUCUGUUUUUGUUGUUUUUGAUUUUUUUUUUUUUUAAAUAAAAUGACAUGGUUAACUCUGUUUUGUUGGUCUGUGUAUUUUUGCAGCCGGUUGGAUUCAUCUUUGCCUUUU